UCAAAUAAAUAUAUAAAAAUUUAACUGAAGGAAAGAAACUUGACAGGCUAUACUUUGGCUUGUUUAAUCUUUCCCCCCUCUAUAUCAUGCUUAUCUCAGUGUUGGAUCUGUCCACGCAGUGCACAGCAUAAUUCUUCUAAUUAAGCUAUAGGCUUCCUCUCAACAAAUCUAGUGGAGAGAGAGAGAAAGACAGAGAGAGAGAGAGAGAGAGAGGGGGAAGCUUACGAUGGGGAGAGCUCCUUGCUGUGACAAGGCCAAUGUGAAGAAGGGCCCUUGGUCUCCAGAGGAAGACAGGCAGCUGAAGGAGUACAUAGAGAAGCAUGGCAUGGGAGGAAACUGGAUUGCUCUCCCAAAAAAAGCUGGGUUGAGGAGGUGUGGAAAGAGUUGCAGGCUGCGAUGGCUCAACUACUUGAGGCCAAACAUUAAGCAUGGGGACUUCUCUGACGAGGAGGACAGAAUCAUUUGCAGCCUCUUCGCUAGUAUCGGAAGCAGAUGGUCCAUCAUUGCCUCUCAGCUCCCGGGGAGAACAGACAAUGACAUCAAGAACUACUGGAACACCAAGCUGAAGAAGAAGCUACUUGGCCUUCCACUACCACACAGAAACAAUAAGCAAUUUCAUCACCAAAUCAAGCAUCAGCAGCAGCAGGCAGAUGUUUUCCCUGAUUCAUGUAUAUCAUCUGCAGUAAUUGCAGAGCAGCUGGAUCCGGGCAUGUUAUUGCCACUGUCGCCCUCCUCUCUUUAUCUCUUUAACUCUGCAUCUGCUGCCGUGGAUUUCAACCCUAGUUGUGUCCCUCGAGGCCCAGAACAUGACUCCAUCCUCAGUCGCAGUCUCAUCGGUUUUGAUCAGCAGAGCUGCUGCAGCUCAUCUGACGGCAACAGCUAUGGCUUGAGUGAUUGCUUCAGCCAAGUACUCUUGGGGACUACUGCCGCUGAGAAGCUGAUGCAUGGCGUCCGAUUCAACUUUGACUUUGAGGAUGUGAAACCUCAUUAUGCAUAUGAUUUGGACCGGAGCUUCAGCAACACGUACCAUUAGUGAACCUACCUGAGUAGAUGCAUGGGAUUGCAUCAUCCCUUCUUUUCUCAUUUUUUUUUGCGUGAUCAGUGGGGUGUGAGAUUCUUGUGUGACUUUGACAGUGCAGGGCUGGGUGACUUCGAAAUGUGGGAUUGUUUUUUCUUUGGUUGGUCCUUUUUAUUUCUGACAUGAUGUUUGAUCUGUGUGUGAGAGUUUGCUGCUUGCUAUAUAAAUAUAUAUGUACAUGUCAUUCAUAGCUUUAAAUCUGAUGUAGUAUUGUUCUGUAAUCAGAAUGCUGA
Molecule: messenger RNA, 1311 nt
Organism: Zingiber officinale
Lineage: Eukaryota; Viridiplantae; Streptophyta; Magnoliopsida; Zingiberales; Zingiberaceae
Product: transcription factor RAX2-like
Exons: 3
Coding region: 227-1033 (268 amino acids)
Source: RefSeq, a predicted model, not a curated record